Molecule: messenger RNA, 918 nt
Organism: Cyprinus carpio (common carp)
Lineage: Eukaryota; Metazoa; Chordata; Actinopteri; Cypriniformes; Cyprinidae
Product: odorant receptor 131-2-like
Biological process (GO): G protein-coupled receptor signaling pathway
Cellular component (GO): membrane
Molecular function (GO): G protein-coupled receptor activity
Source: RefSeq, a predicted model, not a curated record
AUGAACUCGACUGACUGGAUUGUGGAUAGUUAUGAAGAAGCUUUUGCCAAAAACAUUGUGAUUGUUUCUCUUGGUCUUAUCAUUAACUUCAUUAACGGAAUGCUAAUGGUGACUUUCUUCUCUAAUCCAAUGUUUUCAAGAGACUCCAGAUACAUUUUAUACAUUCACCUGGUAUUCAAUGACAUUCUCAUGAUAUGCAUAUCAGUGACUUUAAAUGUGUUGACCUAUGUUUCACCACUUGUGAAUGCAUCAUUGUGUUGUGUAUUAGUUUUUCUUGGUACGACCACUUUUAUGAUCACUCCAUUAAAUCUGGCUGGUAUGGCAAUAGAGCGUUUCAUUGCUAUCUGUAAACCACUGCAUCACUCUCAGAUUUGCACACCACGAAGAACCCACAUCUUUAUAUGUUUGCUGUGGGUUAUAGGGGCCAUACGUUCUAUAACAGAUGUCAUUAUUUCACUUUUAACCCAACCUGUAUCUUUCUUCAGAUCAUUUAUACCUUGCUACCCAAAUUAUUUGUUCCCUUCCAAAAGCCACCAGUACAACACCACUGCUUCACAAGUCAUCUGUAUGUCAUUGGUGUGGAUAAUUCUCAUUUAUACUUAUUGCAGAGUCCUGUUCACUGCCAGAAAGGCUGAUUCAAAGGGUUCAGCAAAUAAGGCUCGGAGUACAAUAUUGUUGCAUGGUGUCCAGUUACUUCUUUGUAUGCUUUCCUAUAUCACUCAUUUUAUGUUUAUGAUUACUACUCCUUUUUUCCGUCUUCACCAAACUAAGAUAAUAUUCUGUGUUUAUCUGUUUACUAAUAUUUUGCCAAGAUUACUAAGUCCUUUGAUAUAUGGGGUCCAAGACCAGAAGUUUGUGAAACAAAUGAAGGAAUACUUUACUUGUAAUAUUGUUAUUGUAAAGAUAGUACCAUCAUAA